UCUUAGAGACGGAAGUGAGUUGUGUUCGGCAGUCUCAGGGCUAAGCCGGUCAGUUAUACUUUGGAUUGGCAAAAACGGGAAUCAUGUUCGAGUGAGGGAAGAUGUUACUUUCGCAUCGCCUCAGCGGCGAGUGAGGGAAGAGCGGGCGUCAGGGAAUAAGGCGGACAGGAGUAAGUGAUUCCUGCAAUGAGAAGAGUGUCAGAGGGUCAGGGAUGGCAUCCAUUCAACAGACCCGAACGGGAGAAGAAGGAGAGGACGGCGAGGACGGUUCUCUGCACAAAAUGCUGACAGCGAUAGAGGAGGAGAGGAUCAGAGCGAGCCUCAGACAGGAGAUGAGCGUGCUGGGCUGCUUCAAAGAUGAUCGGAUUGUCUUUUGGACUUGGAUGUUUUCAACGUACUUCAUGGAGAAGUGGGCACCAAGACAGGAUGACAUGUUGUUCUAUGUUCGUCGGAAGUUGACCUUUGCCGGUCCAGACAGCGGUGAUGGGAAGCAGGUUGAAGUUGAAGUUUACCGCAGAGAUUCCAAGAAGUUGCCUGGUCUCGGUGACCCAGACAUUGAUUGGGAGGAGAGUGUCUACCUGAACCUCGUUUUGCAGAAGCUGGAAUACGUAGUGACGUGCGCUGUGUGCACACGCUCAGAUGGAGGAGACAUUCACAUUCAUAAGAAGAAAUCCCAGCAAGUAUUUGCUUCCCCAAGCAAGCAUCCAAUGGAUAGUAAAGGAGAAGAGUCCAAAAUCAGUUAUCCGAACAUCUUCUUCAUGAUUGACAGUUUUGAAGAGGUGUUCAGUGACAUGUCUGUGGGAGAAGGAGAAAUGGUCUGUGUGGAGUUGGUCGCUAGCGACAAACACAACUCAUUUCAAGGUGUGAUCUUCCAGGGGUCAAUCAGAUAUGAAGCUCUGAAAAAGGUGUAUGAUAACCGGGUAAGUGUGGCUGCUAAGAUGGCUCAGAAGAUGUCGUUUGGGUUUUAUAAAUACAACAACAUGGAAUUUGUCCGGAUGAAAGGGCCCCAGGGAAAGGGGCAUGCUGAGAUGGCAGUGAGCCGUGUAGCGACUGGGGACACUUCACCCUAUGGCACCGAAGAGGGCUCUGAGCCAGGGUCACCCCUGAAUGAACAAGUUACUUCCUUCAGCACACCUCCAACCCCCGAACGCAACAACAGACCGUCCUUUUUCUCGCCUUCCUUACGCAGAAAAGCACCUAAAAAUAGAAUGGCAGAGAUGAAGAAAUCUCAUUCAGCCAACGACAGUGAGGAGUUCUUCAGACACGGCUCAGACAACGGAGAUUCAGCAGACAUGCAUGGUGUAUCCAACCUACGAUCUCGCUCUUUGUCAGGGACUGGAAGAUCCUUGGUUGGGUCCUGGCUAAAGCUGAAUAGAACAGAAGAAAAUUUUCUACUCUAUGCACACCUCACCUAUGUCACAUUACCAAUGCAUCGCAUUACGACAGAUAUUUUAGAAGUCCGUCAGAAACCAAUCCUGAUGACAUAGCAGAGAGAAGGCACUGCCUUACAAACUCGCAGCUAAGUGCCUAAAUGCAACUGGAUUCUUGACGACGCUACCACCUAGUGUUGGGAUGGAAGGGAAGUUUAUUAGAAUACCAGCCAAUCAAAGUGCCUCCUUCACCUGCCCACAGGACGUUGCCAGUGUUCAUUUAGUAAUCACACUGCGUUUGUUUUCUGAUCAGAGUCCAGUCAGGAGCUGCUGCUUAAUUAAUAAACAACACAGAAUGCUUCGUGAAUAGUCUCCGAAGGCAACUGCUUUGUGCCCAAGAACACCAGGAAAGGAGAACAAAGACAGAGGGAAUUAACUGCUGAAAUUUAUAUUAAAAGAAAAAAAACAUUACAUUAACUUUUAAAGGAACUGUGUUCAAUAGGUAGAGGACAAUUUUCUUCCCAUACUCUAUCGUUUGUCAAAUCACCAUUUGAAUAGUGUGAUUAUACCAGUAACGUUGUAACACUUGAUUUUUUUUUUACAAAUGGGGCAGAGGUAACAAAAGACAUGGAACCACUGUGACCAUGCAGUGUUAUUAAUUUUUGUGGAGUCUAUGAAUCAACGGGGUUUGUUAAGGAAGAGGGAAAAGUGGCUGCCCUUAUUUUAAAAGAAAAGGCAGCUUUGUUGAUCUUGUCAAAGGCAAUCAUAUUCAAAGGGAAACACAUGCUUGGAAAAUCUAGGCUGUUGCUCAUGAACCCCAGGGAGUUGGACUGUUGGUUGUUAAUUGGACCCUUACAUUUGGGUAUGAACUUGUUUUGUGGAAAUUGUAUAUAUUAAAGUCAUUGCAAAAUCCCUUUUCUAGGAAUAUUUCUACAUGCAAGGGUAAAGAUUUGUCUCUGUUACUAAUUCGUAACUGUUUAAGAUAGGAUUUUGCUAGCACUUUCUCAAGCAUGACAUGACCUAAAUUCGGUCUGGAGGUGUCCCUGUGUGGGAGCUCAGCAUAGCUUGCCCUGGUAGCAAUCCUUGAGUGCAUCUGGAGAAUGAUUAAGUAAUCAUCCGUUGAAACCCUCAGUACAAACUGGCCCAAAACAAAAGUGAGUUUUAGUGAGGGGAAAAGGGAAUCUUGCAGCUGAUGCCAUUGUACAUACAGUACAUACUUGGGGAUUAAAGAUUUUAACAAUUUCUUUAAGUUGUCCAUUGCUUGAUGCAGCCAAAGUGGAAUAAGGAAGCUGCAGCUAUUUAAUGAAUCACUCACUGGAUCCCUCUAUACCAGGCCUCAAUGUAGAGCUUCACCAUUUUUACCAUCCAGGAAGGUUUUGCUCUGACCUCUUCCUCUUCUUUAUGGAAGACAAGUCAUUUCUAUUUGUUGAUAAAUUUAAAAUGCUUGUAUAGUACCUUUCUCCAGUUCCUACAUUCAGCUGCUUGCAUCACAGAACAACAACUUCAUGGUGAUUUUCUUGAGAAGUUUAAUUGAAAAGUGCAAUAGCAUUACUAACCGUUGCUUCCAUGUCAUAAAACUUCGCACUCAUCAGAGGAACAUAAAUUAAGUUUUGUUCACAAAUGAGUAUUAACUUUUGGCUUUCAUUUUUGAUGCCUCCUAAAUGCAGACCCUGAAAUUGAGUAGGUGUGCAUUCAUGAAGUAGAAGGAGAAUGAACACUGUGGCUAACACUGAAUCUGUUCCAUUAUGACCUUCUGAUAGAAAACUUUGCACGAAGGCAAGCUCUACAAGUGUGUGAGAAAUAAAGUUUUGUAACAGAAUACUCCGUGUACAUAUAAAUAAGAUCAUACGUUGCCCUUUCCCAAAACAGCUAAUUGAAUUGCUGAUAUUGUUGUGUUUCUCUUUUAAAAAGAGUAUUUGUUGUAAUAUUUUCAUUUAAUUAGCUUAAAAAUUUAUUCUUUUCUGCUACUAGGCACUGCGGUAACAGUGACUGGACACCUGCCACUUGUGUAUUUUUUAAGUGGUGACAGGAUUAGAAUAAUAUGGAAAGAACUAAAGCUUCAAAUACUUGCUUUCCUUCGGGGGAGGGAAGAGGAGGGGAGCUACCAUUAUGGGAUGGCUGAAUGCCAAAUUCAUUGGUUCAUUGUCGUCGUUGAGAGACCUCAGUGGAAGUAAUUUUUUUUAAAUUUUGGACAAAAAUGGUACGCUAAAUAGACAUAGCACUGAGCAGGAAUCCGAAACCACAAAGUGCAACUAAAACUUAUCUUAUUGAAUGUUCUGGUGGUCGGCGAUUCAUUCACUGCUGUGAAUCUGGUGCUCAGAAACCAUAGUUUUUCUGCUUCACCUUGGACAGUGAUAAAGCGAACUUGCUGUCCAUUGUUGCGUUCAGAUGUUCCUGCAUGCUUUGUUGAAUGAGUCACUAAAAGGUUUUGUAGCACAGCCCUGUAUUGGGGUUGUUUUGCUGACAAAACCAGCCACUUUCCCCCCAAUAUUGCUUGCUUUUACAACAUGAGGUUGUACCAGGAACAGUCUUGCAACCACAUCCUCAGCUUGCUUCAGAGUGCUGCUGUGUGUCAUGGUUACAGUUGAAAGCUCAUGGUAGGGAACAGAGGUGAAAGGACAGAUGUGAUUAAUUCAGAAUAUAUUCAACAAACGUCAUAUUCUGAAUAAGGAAAUAUGGCCAGUAAAAAAUACCUGUGGCGGAAACAACUUUGGAUUGUUGACACAAUGCCUAAGUACGACUGUAUUAAAAAUAUAAAGACUAGCAUAUUUGUUAAAGUCUUCCAAAACAAUUGGUCCACCAUUUCAGCAUCUUACUGUUUUGCACAAUGCAAAAGUUUCAGUAACUGAAGCACGCAACCACUAAUAAGAGUGCUCCAACUAUUUGCUUGGAAAACCUUCAUAUUCUAUACAAUGCUCCUAUCGCCCCUUCCAUACUUAAUAGUUGUCAUUAAAGAUUAAUUCUCAGAAAAAUCAAUUUUUCCCCAAAGAGGGCUGACAUUUCUAGUUUAGUAGAAGUUUUCUGAAAGGCACUACCAACCAACGUCAACACAAGUUAUCUGUGUGAUUCCUAUUUGGGCAUGUGCCAUCUUAUUUUGCUCCUUUGUAUUUACCUCAACGCUCUCAAACCAAAUUGACUUUUUAAAAGAGCUGUUUUCAAUUGUUCACUGACAGUUCUCCUUUAAUAAAUAAGUUCCUAUAAGUGAGCUCUUGCAGGAAAUUGACAGGCUGUCUCAUUGCACAAGAUUAAUAUUCAGUAUUUUGUCAAAUGCUGAAAUGAUUCAGAGUGAAAGCUAGAAGGCAGGAAGGAGAUUCAUGGGUUCUUUCAAAAAGGAACUUGUUUUGCAAAUUAAGGCGAAGUUCAUUCUGAUACGUGGGUAUUUAUUCCUUCUGAUGGAGUAAAAAUACUGAUUCAUUCAAUCUGGCUUGUUUUGAAACAGUUGUUCAGUUUCUUAUAUCUAUUUGUAUAGAUGAUUUGGGCAAUGGCAUAGGUCAAGAUCAAAACCAUCCAUGUGUCUUCCAAGAGAUUAAUGCUACCUACUCCUUGAUGCUCUAGCCAGGCAGUGUGUAUCAAAAUAUUUAUCUUUGCAUCCUUAUCACUUAAGCUUUGAGUGAAGGCCUAGAUGUACAAAAUGUAACACUGCUUCUAGGGACAGGGGACUAACGUAUAGAUUCUGGCCUUGGCAGGGCUUUUUUUUAACCCAAAAACUGGAGUUCAUCGAUAACACAUUGAGUUUUGAAUUAAUUUAAAUGCAAUUCUGUUGAAGUUCUAUUAAUAUUUGAAGAUGGCUAAACAUUAAUCAUGAAUAUUAAUUAACAUAUACGAUGAAAUACCCUUGUAAACCCAAAAUUUAAGUAUUAUUUCAAUAUAAUCGGCUCAAGUUACUCCUAAACAAUGCGAUGGAAAACCUACACAUUUUUUUUCACUCUUGGUAGCUCGCCCAAUUCUUAUUGUUUAGGAGUAGGUCUAUGACCGGAGGGUGUCUUUAGUGGUUUGACAAACUUUUGGAAGAAUGGACUCCAUCAUUUUUUUUUUUGCAUGACUCGAGAGUGAUUGUAUCAUAAAAAUGACUGAACCAGUCAAACCAUUUGUUAGAAUGUUCCUCUUCAGAGAACCCUGAAAAAAAUGUGCAUGCUACUAUUCUUUCAGAUUAAACUAUAGGCUCAACUACAAUUUAGUGUGUAUUGAUCAUCCAACGUUGUACUAAAUUAUUUCAGAUACUCUGAUUUUUCUCAUAACAUAGAACUUUGGGCAUUUGGAGCAAAAUAGCAUUUUAAUACCUCACUGUUUCAAAAGCUAGUUUCUACUGUUCAAAGCGAGUAAUGCAAAGUCAUGUCUGUUUUAUUAGCUACCCACGUGGUAACAUUAUCUGCUAAUAUUUAAACUCCAAUGUGCCAAUUAGAGCAGAAAGCUGCAACAUUUCCGGUCUGUUUCUGGCGGUGAUCACAAGACCACUUGGCACAGUCUGUAGAGAGAUACGAUCUAUGUCUAAGCACAGUGAAAAGUCAUGUGAGAUUUUUGAGCUGCUGAACAAAGUUCUUUUGGAAAAGAAUUCUUACCUUCACCUUAACUCCACUCCCUAUCUCACAGAGGAACCAGUAAUUUUCAAAUUUUCAGUCUACUUUUCUCCAUGUUUCUACUGAUUGGAUCUUUCAUUGAAGGAGAAGUUAGUCUAUUGAAAUAUAGUCUCUUCUGGGUUUGUUAUUUUUAUAACUUCCUAUGAAUUGUAAAAAGUCAUGAAAUUGUAUCAGAUUUCUCCAACAGCUGCUGGGAUAGCGAUGUGUAAACCUGUACACUUACCUGUAGCAUCUUUUUGCAGGUGCAGAUUUCUAGUGUCCGAUGUGAAAUAAUUCCAGGAAUUCCCCAUUGUAAAACCACCUACUUGUUUUGUACUUGCUACAGAACCUACAUUCUUUCAGAAACACUGUUGUUCUAAUAUUGUUCUAGCCUGCAUGAUUGUUCCAGAUUUUUAUUCUUUAUCAGAAGUAGUUUGACAAGUUUCUUUAUUUAUAUAAAUAAUGUGCCUGAUGGUCUGCCUUCUCCCUUGAUCUCAUUUACCAUGCUCAGGAUGAUACCAAAGUACAACGUAUCAAAAGAGAUUCUACAAGAGCCUGGACCAUAUCCACACAGUUGGAGAAUGCCUCUGCCACCUUUAUAAAAUAAAGAAUCCUUUUAAUACAAAUCUUAAUUGUCAAUGAAUAUAGUUGUAACCCUGUCCUACAGGCAGUGAAUCAGGUGAAACACUGCCCUAACUUGGACUUCCGAACAGAUCACCCCCACUUCUCAACAAGUAAACACUUCUUCUGUACUACCACAACUAAAAUGGUAGAUACUUCUACAUGUAUUUGAUCUCCCCCUUCACAUCCCUUCAGUCCGCUUUAAUAAUGUGAUUGGUGGGGUGGCGGGGGGGGAAGGGGGUUCCUAUGCCUAGGAACAGUUUCCAGGAUGGAUUUACUGGCUUCUACGCCAAGGCAAACCAAAGCAGGAAAAACGUACACAAAAUAUUUUGCCGAUCCUUUACUUGAGGGAUUUUGUCCACAAAGGUGUAGCUUCCUUAUUUAAUUCCAAUUCUGGGAAUUAAGAUUUCAAAGAAAUAACCCAGUGGGAAGUGAGGCAGUGCUUAAAUGCUUUGAUGAUAAACUUAUGUUUUUUUUGCAAUUUGAGCUGCCAGAUAUAACAUCACUGAACUUGCUUCAUUGAAGAUGGGAUUUCAAGAUUAUGAUAGAAUGUGAACAAUUUUUCUAACCUAGCUUCUGUAUGAUUCAGCUCAAAUAUUGGUGAGCAAUGCCUUUGUUCUGAUUGACAUUUAGUAGGGGAUAACCUUAUUACGGAAAAUGCUGCUGUACUUUGGGCUGCAAUCUGCAUUAGAAUCUGUGACAUUUUACUGUGGCGGAACACAGCUGAUUCCAACACCAAAAUAUUUUGUCAAACUAAUAAUGGUCUAGUCCAGCCUCAGUUAUUCGGUUUUGUCUUUGCUUUAAAUCCUCCUUUAAAUAAUUUAAAAUUUAUCUGAAAUAUGUAUUUUCCCUUUAGAUAGAUCAACAGAAAUAUCUGAUUUGAGGUGCUGUACUUGGGACUGAUACUACCCUCAAUACACAGCAAAGAAUAUGUCCAAGUGAAUGAUUGAGGCAUUUUAAUAGCCAGGCUGAGCACGGUAUUAUUGUGGUUCAUUCUCUCAUGGGAGCCUCAAAUCCCAUGUAUCUUUCACUUUGAUUCUUAUGUAUGCAUAAUUUACAGCUCACCAAUCUUUUGUCUCCUAGUUUUUCUAAUGCUUUUUUAUAAUUCAUAAGAAAAAAAAGUUAUUUAAACUUCCUUCCAGCCCUCCUAAUUGUCUUUAUAAUUCACUUUCUCCUUGUGUUUUGUUGUGUAAAAUGAAAUGGACUUGAGGCACAGCUGUGCUGCUGUUAAACCUAAAUAAUGUUGAGGCCAAAAGCAUUGUUUAACACAGUCCAAUUAUAGGUGUCAAGUUGUGAAAAAAGUAGGCUUCAGUCUUGUAUGUAAAUAUACUAUUAAAGUUCCUGAUGCUUCAAAAUAAUUUAAUAAACAGUCAA
This is a messenger RNA of Hypanus sabinus (Atlantic stingray), 7921 nucleotides long. Its product is annotated as kiaa0930. The transcript is spliced from 10 exons. The record is from RefSeq and is a predicted model, not a curated record. The coding region runs from base 213 to 1487 and encodes 424 amino acids. NCBI's taxonomy places the organism in Eukaryota, Metazoa, Chordata, Chondrichthyes, Myliobatiformes, Dasyatidae.